Molecule: messenger RNA, 7047 nt
Organism: Liolophura sinensis
Lineage: Eukaryota; Metazoa; Mollusca; Polyplacophora; Chitonida; Chitonidae
Product: follistatin-related protein 5-like
Exons: 16
Coding region: 175-3744 (1189 amino acids)
Molecular function (GO): protein binding
Source: RefSeq, a predicted model, not a curated record
AGGGAACCAGAGAAGGAAGAGCCGUCCGAGUUGACAGCGCCUGUCAGAUUUUGCUGCAAGUGGCAGCAAAGCCAUGUAAGCAGAAACUUCCGAUCUCUCCGAUUGGUAUGAGGAUUGCUUCCUGAAUAAUAUCUUGGUUUAGCCUAUAGUCCCGAUUCGCCCACCACUGUCAGUAUGCAGCUCCUGGGCCAGCUUGCAGCUCCUCUAGUCCUAGGACUUGUCUGCCUGUCCUUCACCACAGCCCGCCCACAUGGAAAAAAAUACAGACAUCAUGUGAAGUCACGAGACCAUCUAGAGGAUGAUUGGUACAAACCUGAUCAUUCCAAGUCUCCUUAUAAAAAAGAACCCUGGAAACCUUCUCAGUGGAUGUCGUGGGAUCCUGUCAAAGAGGACUCGGACAAAUAUCACAAAUCCCAUGACUAUAAGGGCAAGUUUGAUGUACCUGAUGUUAAAGAUGCUGAAGCCAAGGAAGAUUGGAAAUCCGAGCUAGAUCCAAUAGAUAAGGCUCCAAGCUACCACACCAAGGGUUUGGAGGAAAACUUUGAUAAAGGUGAAGAGUAUACGAGUCCAGACAAGGUUGCAUCCCCUGACAGUAAAGAAAAUCAUAAAGAUCCAUUUUAUGAAGAACACUUUAAAAAACCCUCUUCCCUAGUGAAAAAACCUCCUCCUCCACCCACUGUAGAGGAGACUAAAAAAGACUCAAAGACAUAUCACUGGGAUACGGAAAAACCCUCACAAAGCGAUUUUACCAGUGAAGACAAAAAGAAAAUCUUUGAUAAAUCUGAGAUGAAAGACGAUGGGAAGAAGUUUGACUCUUGGCCAAUUGGUGAUGAUACGGACAAACUUCCACAACCCACUACAGCAGCAACCAAACUACACCCUCUUAAACUAAGCAAACCUUUAGUGAAAUGCAAGUCGGAGUUGGAUUGUCCUAUGAGCCGUGUGUGUAAGGAUGGUUACUGUCACUGUGCAGAGAAGACGUAUUGUGCUGGUCACUCCAGCCCUGUGUGCGGGUCCGAUGGCAUCCUCUACCCUAGUCACUGUGAACUUCACCGAACAGCAUGCCUUAAAACCAUCCACAUUAAAAUUGACCAUAAGGGACUCUGCUUCGAAAAAGAAAAAGGCACUGAGACUGUGGGAUACCUACCAGUUGGAACAAGUGAUCAGAAGUCAAAAGACAGCUAUGACAAAAAGAUUGACACAGAAAAGUUCAAAGACACUAAAGAGGUCAAGGAUACUAAGGAAGUCAAGGAUACUAAAGAUGUCAAGGAUACUAAACAGUUCAAGGAUUCUAAAGAUGUCAAGGACAUUUGGUUUAAGGACGUUAAAGAUUUUAAAGAUGAGAAGGACUUUGUCUCCAAAGAGUCCAAAGAAGAAUCUUCAGAAGAGGAAAAGGGGAAAAAAGAAAAGUUUGAAGAAAAGGAGGAAAAAGCAUUUGAUGAAGCGGACAGAAAGUUUCAGAAGGGGGAUAAGGAAGCUGAAAGUACUGAAGAUAAGCAAGUGUUUGAUAAGGCUAUUGAGUUUGAUGACAGUAAAGAGUACUACGAUGAUUACGAAGAUUCAGAAUAUCGCAAUGUGAAGACCAUUGGCGAUGUCAAAGAUAAGCUGGAGAAGGAUGAUAAAGCUCAACCACCUACCAUCUGCUCGGAUGAUGAAUACAAGAAAUUCAAAGAGGAACUCCUUAAAUAUCACUGUGCAAAGUUUGAAGAGCCAGACUGUGAGUCAGAGGUCCUAGAAAAGAGGAAGUUCCUAGCCUCGCUCAUGUUCAGUUAUUACGACCGGGAUUUUGAUGAUUACCUGCAGAAGGAAGACCUUGAGCAGAUCGAAAUGAAUGAACAUUAUGAAAAAUUGUCAGCUUCCUGUAUCCUUAUGGAUAUCAUGAGAUUUGAGGAUGCCGCUAAAGACGGGAAGCUGUCCAUCGAUGAAUUCUUUGAGGCAUUCAGUCUUGACAAGAGUGUACUGGAUGAGCGGGUGAAAACGCUAACUAUUCUGGCCACAGUGGGCCACGGGCUAGAACUGACCUGUGGUAUUAUAGGGGUUAAGGAUGUCAUCUGGAAGAGACAUGGUGUGGAUGUCAAUGCCCUUCAUAUGGACGAUAUCAGUGCGUUUGAAGACGGCACCCUAUAUAUCUCUCAUGUGGCUGUACAUCACAUGGGCAAUUUCUCCUGUCAUGACCGCAAUAACCCGGAUGUGGUGCAGUCCCAUAUGAUCAAAGUUCAGAUGUCCCCACAGGUGAAGGUCAUGCCCGGAAGCCAGCUCCACCGCUCUCACACAGAUGUGACCCUUAAGUGUCAUGCAGAAGGUGUGCCCACUCCAGAAGUCACAUGGGAAAUCAACGAAGUUCAGAUUCCAAAAGAUCACAAACACUUUGAAAGACUAAAUAACAAUCGCACCCUUGUCAUCCACAACACAGACUACCAGACGGAUACAGGGGCGUACAAGUGCCGUGCAUCCAACAUGGCUGGUGUGGCGCAGGACAUUGCCACCGUGUUCAUACAGAACUACAACAGCACGCAUCUCAAUCCAGAAACAAAGAGCGCUGACAACAUGUUUAUCGUGUUCCACAACAAAGGAUAUGAUAUUUACGAACCGCAGCAUUGCCUUGUCCGUCAUGAAGUCAGCGGAGACUUUACCCAUAUGCAGUACUUCCCCGAGAUGAUGGAUGGUGUCCAGUCCCUAUGUGGUGACAGGGACUGUGACUGGGGUACUGCCAUUAAUGUAGCCAAUAAGUUUGUGUACGCCAGUCAGCCUGCUAUGAACAGGGUUGUCAUCAUUGAUGUUACAAAGCAGUGGAAUCCAGUACAGCUGGUGGACACAGAUAAGGAGCCUGUGCGUCUGCACUAUGUGCCCCAUCUGGACCAGGUGUGGGUACUCUGCUGGAAUGGGGGACGGGACAGUGGCUCUAAAACCAUGGUGGUCAUCCGGGAUGCCAGCAAGCCCCAGAGACAUCAGAUUGUACACACACAGCCUGUGGGCAACAGGUUUGAUCUGGUCCAGGACAUGUUCCUACCACCAGCUAAUGACUUACAGCAUCAUUUUGAAUUUGGCUAUGUGGUCCACACUGGACAGAGAGGCCUGUACAAACUAGAGCUGGAAGAGAUGAAAUAUAUCAAAGCCAUUGACUUCAACAAACACAACUGUCACCCCAAAGCUGUUGUCUUCGUACCAUUAGGUGGUAUGAUCGUAAUCCAGUGCCAGGCGGAGACCAUUGAUUCCACCCAUCACUUCCAGGUGGUUGUUGAUUACCUGUCUGAUAUAGUGCUACACAAUUCCAGCCUGAGAGGGGUGCCCCACGUCUCACCAGAUUCCCGACACCUGGUCACCGUGGACAGUAUAACAGGGGAGGUAGAUGUGCAGUCCGUCACUGAUGAGGGUGUGCUGAAGAAAGAAUACUCAGUGAGCACUGGUUCUCCCAUCAGUGAGGUGGCCUUCCAUCCAUCUGACACCCACAAAGGUUAUAACCUCUACCUGAGCUCCAGGACUAAGGGAGUAGUGUACUUCAUGGACCUGGCCACAGGAAAGCUCAUGAAUGUGGAAGGUAUUGAGGAGCGUGUGCAGGACUCAUGGCUAUGGGACGGUAUGAACCACGCCCUCGUGGGCAGUGGUCUGUUUGGUGAUUAUUUGCUGACCACUACUGAUUCCUCAGCCAUCAUCAUCAACGGCAGGCUGCAGAAAGUCGAGUGUGAAUUCCGUGAUCUCAAAAACAGCCACGUGGUUGUCUGGGUACAACCUGAAACCUUAUAAGACUUUGACACACCUUUUGUUAACGCCAGCCGCGCUGUUUUCUCAUCAAAGCUUGGUAUUUAUCAGCUUUAAGAUAUCUCAAAUAACUGAUAUUGAAACCAUUGGUUGUAUUGCCAAGUAUGCAUCUCAACAGCUGGCUACAGCCUGUGUACUGCAAAUUCAUAAUGUUAUGUAAUACAAACAUCACUGGCUUGAAGAUUGACUAAUUUUCUCAUGAUGGUCGGUACUGCCAUAAUACAUAUAGUUCACAAGGGAAAGUUCAUGGUGGUGAUACCAGUUGUCAAUGUUCUAUCAUCUAAAACUUUUGAAGUACACUUACCUCUGUGUCAAUCUGUUCAUUUUAAGUUUUGUUCUGCUUUAGAAAGGGAGAAAAGUGGAAGCAAACACUGCUAUGAUAGCGAAGACCAACCAAGCUAUAAUGUCGUAAUCGUUCACAAAUCUGUAAAUGAACUGCACAAUAUGUCAGUUUCAGAGAACACACAAAAUGUAUACUGUGUGUUGAUAGUUGUUACCAGAAUGUAUGGGACAUAUAGGCCAGUUUUCUGGCCAUUUAAUAUACACCAGCAUUCCCUCAUUUAGUAGUACCUGGCUAGCUUCAUACUUAUUGUUCAAGGUCUCCUGUAAAGGCAUGUAUUUCACUCCCGAUUUCUAUGCCCUAGUGUGUCAUGUAACACAUACAAUAUGCCAGUCUCUUCAUUCUCUACCCCAUGUAUCAUUUAAUACAUUCAGCCAAAGCUUAUUUUCACAUGCUUUGGCAUUUUUGGCAAUACUUGAGAGUCAUGUAUCCUGAUUGCCUUGUAUUUUUACUGUAUAUUUUGACCUAUAGAUUUGAUCUGGUGUAUUAUGGAUAAUAUAGUCUCAUUUGCAUAGUGUGUAGUGUGAAAAGAUCCAAGGCAUAUCUUGCUGUCUGUGGUUAAAAUGCCGUGAAAAAGCAUUGACAAGUCAUUGCAAUUACAAAUAGCAUUCAUGGUUAUUGUUUUGGGUUUGUUUUUUUGUAUUGUUAUUUAUUUUUAACUGAUAGUAUUCAGUUAUUUAGUGUUAAUUCUUGUUGGUUAUUAUUGCAACAGAAAUACAAAAAUUUCACGUUCUGAAAGUCUUUUUCCACCCAUUUGACAUGCCAUUUUGCCCUGGCAUUAGAUGUUGUAAAAGUGUAGUUGUACAUUUUUAUUUGAAAAGAAUCACUUGCUAAUCAUUAGAUAUUUUCUGCUGCUUAAGUGACAUGUUAGACUUGCACUCCAUCUCUGUAUCUCUUCACUAUUGGCUGUUUAAUACAGCACAUUGGGAAUGAAACAGUGGAUCAUUGAAAUCCUGUAUGUACAUGUACGAUGUUUUAUGUGAGAUAGAAGUUAUGUGACUGGGGAUUCUGUUACUGGCUUCACCCAGGGCUGUCUGUGACUGGGAAUUCCGUUACUGGCUUCACCCAGGGCUGACUGGGGAUUCUGUUACUGGCUUCACCCAGGGCUGUCUGUGACUGGGAAUUCCGUUACUGGCUUCACCCAGGGCUGUCUGUGACUGGGGAUUCUGCUACUGGCUUCACCCAGUGCUGUUCGUGACUGGGAAUUAUGUUACUGGCUUCACCCAGGGCUGACUGGGGAUUCUGUUACUGGCUUCACCCAGGGCUGUGUUUGACUGGGGUUUCUGUUACUGACUUCACCCACGGCUGUUUUUGACUGGAGAUUCUGUACCUGGCUUCAUCCAGGUCUGCUAAAAUACAGCCUCAAAAUGGAUAGAUGUUUGGUAGGAAGUGCGGCAGAGUAAACCAGACUAGACAUUCUCUUAAGUUGAGAACCCUCCUCCAAAACCACCGUAGACUACUAUGAUUGUUACUACAAGCACAGUGGUAACUUACAUGUAGAUCUUCAACAUGUCUACAAUCAAACUAGUCUAUGGUAUCUUUGUGGAAUAGGGAUUUAUAGAUCCAAAAGAGUGCUGUGACCCUCUAAAUCACAGGGCAGUGCAGAUAUUUUACUUACUAUGUUCUGUAACUGAUAUUUUAAUGUCUGUCCUUCAACUUGUUUGUGUCUUCGUGGUACCCGGAGUAGUUUUUAUUUCUCUUGCUCACGAUUAAAUAAUGUGGAACUGUUUUUGCCAAAUUUGUAUUUUUGACUAUUUUCAACAAAGGAAAAAAAACUUUAAAAAAAAGAAAAAAAAUCAAAGAGAAAGGUGGUUGAUUUAAGGUAAAGACUGUUGUGUAUAUAUGUAGGCAUCAGUGUGUGUGCGCGCGAAGGCUGUUGCUAAGACAGUGGUGAUGGCUUUGAAUAACGUGAAUUCAGUUGUGUACGCUCAAACAGUGACGAUAUUUUGAUCUGUGCAUUGAUUGAUAUUCAGUACAUGGAAAUGUACAUUGUGAAAGAUAUCAUGCUUUGGUAGACAAAAAAGUACAUGCCUAUACGUUAAUAGCGAACAAAUUUGGAAUCCUGUCAGUGUGCUGAUAAUUAAGAAAUGGCAUAAUUAGAAGAUUGCUUAAAUGAGAUGUAAUCAUUAUUGUUAAAAUAAAUUAAUCUGUUGAUUGACUCUCUUUCGUAACCUCUGGUACAUGUGCAUUUUAUGACUGAAGCUGUAUAUAGUUUGGAAUCAAAUCUGCUGUUGUUGUUGUGGGCUAUAUUUGUAUGCCAUGUAUAUUUGGCUCCAGAUUUGCACUGUGGCCUGAUAAAAAAUACAGCUUUUAGCACUGUUUUGUGUCCUUCAUAGUUGGUGUGAUUGUAGCCACAAGAAACCAUUUUUGUAUUAUUGUACUAGUGUCUGUUUCAUUAGAUUUGUUGUCGUUUAUAAUUUAUUUGUAGAAUCCUUCAAUUUCUGGGAGCAAAAACCUGUUACAUAUACUUGAGUGUAAAGACUAUGAAUGUUGACUGCCAUUACGGAUAAGUUUGACAUUAAAUUUUGGUUAUCUGGGAGUUUUCGGGUUAUGGGAUGGAUUGUUAAGGUAUCUAGAUGGGCUGUUAAGCUGUGUGCAUCCACUGUUCCAGUUUUCAAAUGUUGCUUGGUGCACAGAUUUUUUUCCAGAAAUUGAGGGCAAUCACUCUGCCGUGUCACCGCGUAACUGUGUGCCUUCUCCAGGGGACAUAACCUAUCCACCCUGGAUGGUGUUUUUACUUGUGGUGACAUCCCUUGUUAUUUAUCUCUCAGCAUCUUGGUGCUGCUUUUUGUUUUUGAAUUUUUGUGAAUUUUUAAAUUGUAUAAUUUAUUUCCAUCCAGCACAGCCUUUUGUGAUUAAAACUGUUCAUAAUGCUAUGGUAGGUGUUGAUGUCAAUUCUGCCAUUUACACAGUGUGUAGUGCUUGUCAAUAAAGUGGUCGAACACACA